AAUGGAGUCCAAUUCUCUUUUAUCCGCCGUGUGAUCCCCUUCGUUACAUGUUUCUCCAUUUUCUGUCCAAGACGAUGGCCCGUUUCUUGGCCGACGUUAUCAACUGAACUUUGCUGCGUGCUUAUUGCCUACUACAUCACCCACACACGAUUUUCCCAACUUGUCAUUUUAUAGGCCUACCGUAUUACAUUUACCAACGUGGACUAAUCCCAAUCGUUUUCCCAGUAAUAAAUCAUGGAGAAUCAGCAUCACUUGAGUGGUGGGAGUGUCAAUGUCAUGCCGAAUCACGGUGAGGAAGAUAGUCGCCAGCAUCCGCAGCGGGUCUCUCGCUUCAGCAUCCAGCGUCUGGACACGAGGGACAUGAUGGUGGCCAAUAACGUGCCGAGACGCCGGGCGUCGGUCAAUCACGGCCAGCAGCAAUCGAACAACGGCAGCAGCCGUUCCGAAUUCGUCGCUUCCUCCUACAUCACGAUGGACGACAUCAAUUUGUCUCAACCUGUUCGUCCGUCGGCCAACGGACGCAGCGCAAGCGUUCGUGAACACGCCAAAGGAGUUGGUCUGCUACCGGCCGUCCUUGACCAGAACCGAUACGGAAAUGCUUUGAAAGCUCAUCUCCGCGACAGCGUCCGCACCAAUCGACCCCUGCGACAUCAUUUGAGUCGCGAGACUUUGCCAUCGUUGGACAACUAUCAAGCGCACUCUGUGGCCAAUCGUGCCACACUCGAGGAGCUGCGUCUCGGUGCCGAUCAUCAACAAGGCAUUCAAAAGGGUGGGAAUUCCGGACAAGUGCCGGCGGUUGGUGGUCUUAAAUUCGGCUGGAUCCAAGGCGUGUUCAUCCGAUGCUUGCUCAACAUUUGGGGUGUCAUGCUUUUCCUUCGACUGUCUUGGGUCGUUGCCGAGGCCGGAAUCGGCCAGGCCAUUUUGAUUGUGUUGCUGGCCACGGCCGUCACUUCUCUAACAGCUCUGUCCAUGUCGGCCAUCAGUACAAACGGGCAAAUUAAAGGAGGAGGCACGUAUUACAUGAUAUCCCGCUCCCUUGGUCCGGAAUUCGGGGCGGCCAUCGGCAUCAUUUUCGCAUUGGCCAACGCUGUGGCCGUCUCACUUCACACGGUCGGCUUUUGCGAGGCGCUCAACGACAUGCUCGAAGAGCUGGGCGUCCAAAUUGUUGAUGGCGAUCUAAAUGACAUCCGUAUCGUUGGAUCCGUCACGCUGGUUGUCCUGGCAAUGAUCGUCGGCAUUGGAAUGGAAUGGGAAGCUAAGGCUCAGUUACUUUUCAUGGGCAUUUUGAUGGUGGCGUUGGCCAACUUUAUCCUGGGAAGCUUCUUGGGACCGUCUGACAUUGACAAAUUCUCCAAAGGAUUCGUCGGUUACGAUUUCGAAUUGUUGACAUCCAACUUUUAUUCCGACUACCGUGUUUUCGACGGAUUCCAACAAAAUUUUUUCUCCGUUUUCUCCAUUUUCUUCCCGGCAGCCACAGGAAUCCUGGCCGGAGCCAACAUCUCCGGUGAUUUGAAGGACCCCUCAGUGGCAAUCCCCAAAGGAACUUUAUUGGCUAUUGCCGUCACAUCCGUUUCUUACAUCAUUUUCGCCAUCAUUGCCGGAGCAACUGUACUCCGCGACGCCACCGGAAUCCCAUCCAACUACAACAACACAGUGGCUACAAUCAACGAUUACAUCGAAAUCUGCGCCGAGCAGGAUUGCGAGUGGGGAUUGCACAACAGUUUCCAAGUAAUGACGUUAGUCUCGGCUUUCGGACCCCUGAAUUAUGCGGGAUGUUUUGCCGCGACCCUCAGUUCGGCGCUGGCCUGCUUCGUCUCGGCUCCGAAAGUCUUCCAGGCUCUAUGUCAAGAUCGACUCUUUCCCCAUUUGCAAUAUUUCGCUAAAGGUUACGGCAAGACUCAAGAACCCCUACGUGCUUACAUCCUGACUUUCCUCAUCGCUUUGGCUUGCGUUCUCAUCGCCCAGCUCAACAUUAUUGCUCCUCUGAUCACAAAUUGUUAUUUGGCAUCUUACGCUCUCGUCAACUUCUCCACCUUUCACAUCGAUCUGAUCCAGCCGGUCGGCUGGCGCCCUACUUUCCGCUAUUACAACAAAUGGCUGAGUUUAUUAGGUUGCGGACUUUCUGUUUCGGCCAUGUUCUUGUGCAGUUGGCCGACAGCUCUGGUGACAUCCACCGUGGUUAUGACCCUGUUUCUUAUAGUCAAGUAUCGUAAACCAGACGUCAAUUGGGGUUCGUCGGGACAAGCGCAGGUGUACAAAACAGCGCUGAUCACUGUUCAGCAGCUGAGUAACAUUGAGGAACACGUGAAAACGUACACGCCACAAAUUCUCGUCAUGACCGGAUUACCAAACAUGCGACCAUCUCUCGUCGACUUUGCUUACCUUCUCUGCAAGAAUAAUUCUUUGAUGGUUUGCGGCGACAUCGUUAAGGAGAGGCAGAGCCACAAACAACGUUCCCAGCGGAUCAACAAAUCGUCUCACUGGCUCCGGGCUCACAAGACGAAAUCUUUUUAUUCAUUGAUGGACAAUAUUUCAUUCCCCAACGGAGUCGGAGCCUUGUUGCAGGCCACUGGAGUUGGUAAAAUGAAGCCCAACAUUCUUCUACUCGGCUACCAAAGCGAAUGGCGCACUCACCGAAACAACGAAAUUGACGAUUACUGCGCUGCCAUCAAUACUGCACUGGAGAUGCACGUCGCCGUAGCGGUGCUCCGCGUUCAGGAAGGGCUCGAUUACACUGGCAUUAUUGGUGAUUUCGACAGCAUGGAGGAUUUCAGCACUGGGAAACUAAAGUCGGAAGGAAUCGACAAUCCGCAAUACACAAAUACUAUGGAAGGCAGCAUUGCCUCCUCAAAUGCGACACCAUUCACCAUUUCCGGAAGUGUGAACAGCUCCUUGUCCGAAUUUACACUGGACGAAACUCGAGGUGGGAAAAUCAGACGGAACAAAAUUCAAUUGUCGUCAAUGGAAAGCAGUGUGACCAACAUCACCUCUGUCUCCAGUUCCUCCGCAGAGCAGAGGCAUAUGAAAAAGUCUCGAGUUUUGUUCAGGGAUCCACAAGGCAAUGAAUUGCCUGCCGAAGUGCAAAACAGCAUUUGCCGCUUCCGUGUCAAACAGAAGCGCGGCACCAUCGACGUUUGGUGGCUCUACGAUGACGGCGGCCUCUCUAUGCUGUUGCCCCACAUCUUGACGACGCGUUCCAAUUGGGCCAACUCCAAAUUGCGCGUUUUCUGUCUGGCCGAUACCAACGAGGAACAGCGUAGCAAACAGGAAAGUAUGAGACUCUUGUUGGGUAAAUUCCGCAUACCCGUUUCGGAUGUGGUUGUCAUUCCUGAUAUGACAUAUCCACCCUCCGCCCCAACCAAGUCCUGGUUCGACGCCCUGACUCGCGAUUUCGUCCGCAAGGACGACGAUCCGAGCAUUCUAGAUUCCAGUGUCCCAGUGAUUAAAGAAUCGGAACUGAUGGCUCAGAAGCCGAAAACGUUCAACUUCAUGAGACUGAGGGAGUUGCUGCUUGAGAACUCAACCAAUGCAAAUCUCGUCGUAAUGACGCUGCCCAUAUCGCGGAAAGGAACAGUCAGUGGCCCGCUCUACAUGAGCUGGCUGGAAACACUGACGGCAAAUAUGCCACCCUUCCUCCUCGUCCGUGGCAACCAAGCAUCCGUCCUCACUUUUUAUUCUUAAAUUAUCAAAAAUUCAUUGGGAAAAUCUUCAAGAGUCUAUCAAGUAAAUAAGCAGAAAGGAUAUAUGCGAGACAGCGAGAGGCAGCUGCAAUUCUUGGUAGGGUAUAAUAUAUCUAGCAUUCUUCUUGUCGGUGAACUAGGACGAAUUGCAUUUUUUUCAUAUUUAUCCGAACAGAUAUAUCAUAUUUAUCAUUCACAUUAUAUCAUUCUCAUUUAGUGUAAACUACCCAUAAUACAACUUUUAAUUGCU
Messenger RNA from Daphnia pulicaria, 3930 nucleotides. Its product is annotated as bumetanide-sensitive sodium-(potassium)-chloride cotransporter-like. Lineage: Eukaryota; Metazoa; Arthropoda; Branchiopoda; Diplostraca; Daphniidae. Bases 235 to 3681 code for a protein of 1148 amino acids. Gene Ontology annotation, biological process: cell volume homeostasis; sodium ion transmembrane transport; chloride ion homeostasis. Gene Ontology annotation, cellular component: membrane. The record is from RefSeq and is a predicted model, not a curated record. The transcript is spliced from 15 exons. Gene Ontology annotation, molecular function: sodium:potassium:chloride symporter activity.